ACCAUGGAGAUUGUAACCAAAACACGCUAAUACAAAUAACGUGUCUGCGCGUUAACUUUAGUGACAGCGCCUCUUUUGACGGCGGUUUUUAAUGUUUGAUAAAUUAAUAUAAGGUUAGCUGUUUUAUAGGUUGAUCGUGUGCUGAGAUGGACUCGCAGUAUGUGAGCAGGACUCUGGGGCUCUGUCUCUCUCAGGGUCUCGCGGAGCUGAUCGAGCACAGACCGCAGGAUCCCAUCGAGUCCCUGGCGCUCUGGAUCCUCAAAUACAAGCAGAACCUGGAGCUCCAGGAACAGAAAUCAUCUCAGGAGAGACAGUUAGAGGAGGAGCAGCGGCGUCUUCAUGCUGAAGCUGUGCAUCAGAAGCUCCUGCAGGACGAGGAGACACAGCUCCAGCACACACAACCAGCAGACGAGAGCAAGCUCAGUCCUCCAGAUCAGACAGAUGCUGCACAAGAUCCUGGAGAUCAGACAGAGUCCGAGACGGUGAAAGAGCUCGAAGAAGAUCAGGAGGACUCUGGCGAAGCUGUCGCAGGUGAGGAGCAACCCUCUGAGACCCCGAACACAGACCAAUCACAGUCUCAGGACACGCAGGUGAGAUCACGUGACAGGUGGAUCACAAUCAUCCCGUUUCCAUGAAGAUCUAAUGAAACUGUGUUCAGAAGGAACA
Messenger RNA from Carassius carassius (crucian carp), 666 nucleotides. It is a transcript of the gene dydc2, whose product is annotated as DPY30 domain containing 2. Gene Ontology annotation, cellular component: Set1C/COMPASS complex. The record is from RefSeq and is a predicted model, not a curated record. The transcript has 5 exons. The coding region runs from base 147 to 635 and encodes 162 amino acids. Lineage: Eukaryota; Metazoa; Chordata; Actinopteri; Cypriniformes; Cyprinidae.